Messenger RNA from Panthera uncia (snow leopard), 8904 nucleotides. It is a transcript of the gene NLRP12, whose product is annotated as NLR family pyrin domain containing 12. Gene Ontology annotation, molecular function: protein binding. The coding region runs from base 35 to 3400 and encodes 1121 amino acids. Lineage: Eukaryota; Metazoa; Chordata; Mammalia; Carnivora; Felidae. Gene Ontology annotation, cellular component: cytoplasm. The transcript is spliced from 11 exons. The record is from RefSeq and is a predicted model, not a curated record. Gene Ontology annotation, biological process: cellular response to cytokine stimulus; negative regulation of canonical NF-kappaB signal transduction; negative regulation of inflammatory response.
GGGCGGUGACCAGCUGAAGUUGACAGCUUCGGGGAUGCUAAAUGAUGGUCUGCAGGGGACUUCACUUCUCUGGGCGUCAGUAUCCCCCAAAUUGGAGGAGUCGCCUGGUGGUCUCGCCUGCGGCGGAUCAGACGGUGGGCAUGUUGGAGUCGCACACCUCGUGUGGACACACUCCAGGCUCCGGCUGCUGUCCCUUGGGGUUCACGACGCCCCCAUGCCCCGAGCCCCGCUUAGCGACAGCCUCUGUCGCCUCUCGGCCUACCUGGAAGAGCUGGAGGCCGUGGAGCUGAAGAAGUUCAAGCUGUACCUGGGCGCGAUGCCAGAGGCUGAGGGGGUCAGGAUCCCCUGGGGGAAGCUGGAGCCAGCGGGGCCCCUGGACACUGCACAGCUGCUGGUGGCUCACUGCGGGCCGGCCGAGGCCUGGCCACUGGCGCUGGGCCUCUUCCAGCGCAUCAACCGGCGGGACCUGUGGGAGAGAGGACAGAGAGAGGACCCGGUGAGGGAUACUCCACCUGAUGGCUCAUCCUCACUGGAGAGCCAGUCAGUAUGUUGUCUGGAAGUCUUUCCUGGAACUCCAAGGAAAGAUCCCCGGGAAACCUACAAGGACUACGUCCGCAGGAAGUUUCGGCUGAUGCAAGACCGAAAUGCGCGCCUCGGGGAAUGCGUCAACCUCAGCCGCAGGUACACCCGCCUCCUCCUGGUGAAGGAGCACUCAACUCCCAUGUGGGCCCAGCAGAAGCUUUUGGACACAGGCUGGGGACAGGCAAGAGCCGUGGGGCACCAGGCCAGCCUCAUCCAGAUGGAGACCCUCUUUGAGCCGGACGAGGAGCGCCCCGAGCCCCCGCGCACUGUGGUCCUGCAGGGAGCGGCCGGGAUGGGCAAGUCCAUGCUGGCCCACAAGGUGAUGCUCGACUGGGCCGACGGGAAGCUCUUCCAAGGCAGGUUUGAUUAUCUCUUCUACAUCAACUGCAGGGAGAUGAACCAGAGCACCUCGGAGCAGAGCGCCCGGGACCUCAUCUCCAGCUGCUGGCCGGAGCCCAGCGUGCCCCUCCAGGAGCUUGUCCGAGUCCCCGAGCGCCUCCUGUUCAUCAUUGAUGGCUUCGACGAGCUAAAACCCUCUUUCCACCACCCUCAGGGCCCCUGGUGCCUCUGCUGGGAGGAGAAACGGCCCACGGAGCUUCUCCUCGGCAGCCUGCUUGGGAAGAAGCUGCUGCCUGAGCUGUCCAUGAUCAUCACCACCAGGCCCACGGCUCUGGACAAGCUCCAGCGCUUGCUGGAGCAUCCCAGGCACGUGGAGAUCCUGGGCUUCUCGGAGGCCGAGAGGCGGGAGUACUGCUACAAGUAUUUCCACAAUGCAGAGCAGGCCGCUCAAGUCUUCAGCUUCAUGAGGGACAACGAGCCCCUGUUCACUCUGUGCUUUGUCCCCAUGGUGUGCUGGGUCGUGUGCACCUGCCUCAAGCAGCAGCUGGAGGACGGGGGGCUCCUACGACAGACGUCCAGGACCACCACGGCCGUGUACCUGCUCUACCUCCUGAGUCUGAUGCAGCCCAAGCCGGGGAGCCCCACCCUGCACCCCCCGGCCAACCAGAGGGCGCUGUGCUCUCUGGCGGCCGACGGCGUCUGGAACCAGAAGAUCCUCUUCGAGGAGCAGGACCUCCGGAAGCAUGGCCUCGAUGGGGCAGAUGUCUCCUCCUUCCUCAACAUGAACAUCUUCCAGAAGGACAUCAACUGUGAAAAGUUCUACAGCUUCAUCCACCUCAGCUUCCAGGAAUUCUUUGCCGCCAUGUACUACAUCCUGGGCGCCGGGGAGACCGGGUCCAGCCCAGAGCAGAGCGUGACGAGGCUGUUGGCGGAGUACGGGUUUUCGGGAAGGAGCUUCUUGGGGCUCACCGUGCGCUUCCUGUUUGGCCUCCUGAACGAGGAGACGAGGAGCUACCUGGAGAAGAGUCUCUGCUGGGAGGUCUCGCCUCACGUCAAGCUGGAGCUGCUGGCCUGGAUCCAAAGCAAAGCUCGGAGCGAGGGCUCCACCCUCCAGCAGGGCUCCCUGGAGCUCUUCAGCUGCCUGUACGAGAUCCAGGAGGAGGAGUUUAUCCAACAAGCCCUGAGCCACUUUCGAGUGCUCGUCGUCGGCAACAUCACCACCAAGAUGGAGCACGUGAUUGCCUCCCUGUGCGUGAAAAACUGCAGGAACGCCCUGACCGUGCGCCUGCAGGGGGCUGCCUACAGCCCGGAAGAGCACGAUGGCGGGAAAUGGACUUCCGGGCCCCGGGCGCUACCCGCACCGUCACCCGAGACGAACAUGUUGCCAGAUGCCUACAGCAAGCAGCUCGCUGCGGCUCUGAGCACGAAUCCACAUCUGCAGGAGCUGCUCUUGGACCGCAACGCCCUGGGCAGCCGGGGCGUGAGGCUGCUGUGUGAAGGGCUCAGACACCCCAGCUGCAAACUUCAGAACCUGAGGCUCAAGAGAUGCUGUGUGGCUCCCUCUGCCUGCCGGGACCUCGCGGCCGCCCUGAUGGCCAAUCAGAAUCUAAGAAGGAUGGACCUGAGCGGCAAUGGGCUCGGGCUGCCGGGUGUGAAGCUGCUGUGUCAGGGGCUCCGGCAUCCCAGAUGCAGGCUGCAGGCGAUUCAGUUGAGGAAGUGUGAGCUGGAGGCCGGCACUUGCCAGGAGAUCGCCUCUGUGCUCAGCACCAAUCAGCAUCUAGUGGAGUUGGACCUGGCGGGGAAUUCGCUGCAGGAUUUGGGUCUGAGGCUAUUGUGCCAAGGCUUGGGGCAUCCAGUGUGUGGACUGCGGAUCCUGUGGUUGAAGAUUUGCGACCUUACUGCUGCUGCCUGUGAGGACCUUACGUCCAUCCUCAGUGUUAACUGCAGCCUGAGGGAGCUGGACCUAAGCCUGAAUGACCUGGGGGACCCCGGGGUGCUGCUGCUGUGUGAGGGCCUCAGGCAUCCCCAGUGUAGACUCCAGACCCUCCGGUUGGGCAUUUGCAGGCUGGGCUCGGCCGCCUGUGAGGGUCUCGGUGCUGUGCUCCAGGUCAACCCCCACCUACGGGAGCUGGAUCUGAGUUUCAAUGACCUGGGCGACAGGGGCAUGUGGCCGCUGUGCGAGGGGCUGGGACACCCCACCUGCAGACUCCAGAAACUGUGGCUGGAUAGCUGUGGCCUCACAGCCAAAGCUUGUGAGCAUCUUGCUUCCGCCCUGGGCGUCAGCCAGACCCUGACGGAGCUUUAUCUGACCAACAACGCCCUGGGGGAUACGGGGGUCAGGCUGCUGUGCAAAGGGCUGAGUCAUCCUGGCUGCAAACUUCGAGUGCUCUGGUUAUUUGGGAUGGACCUGAACAAAAUGACGCACAGAAGGCUGGAUGUGCUUCGGGGAACAAGACCUCACCUGGACAUUGGCUGCUGAAUGGCUCUAGCUCUCCUCUUGAAGGCAGGGCAGAGGAAGAGCAUCACAGGACCCCGCUGGUCAACGGUGAGGAGCAGGCUCUCCUGUGCACUCCCAUUGCAGGAUGGACCCUUUCUGCUUGGGGACUGGGUCAAGGCAUCGUGGAGCCUGGAGCUUUUAGUUUGGGGGAUGCUACGGUCAUGGGCAGGACCUGAGGAUUCUUGAGCAGGGGCUCUAAGCCGAGGGCAAUUUUUGCACCCCUCCCUGGGACACUUGGCAAUGUCAGGAUUCUCCAAAUGCUAACCAUCGUGUAACACACAAGACAGCCCCCUACAGCCAGGCCUGCAGCCGAAAUGGCAUCUGUGGCAAAGUUGAGGACUAGCAGUGCUAUGAGGGUGCUAGACAGUCUCAAAGGGCGGGGCCGGGUGCCAGAGAAUACUGGUCAGGCCAGCAGCCCCGCCACCCACUCCCUUGCAGUACUGCUUUGCACAUGGUCCUGCCCGCUGGCCGGAUACCUCACCGGGAUUAGCCCACUGGAGGCUGGCCUGUGACCUGUCCCAUGCUGCGGAGGACACGGGCGAAACCAGACUUUCCCCGUUGGGGACUGGAGAUACGGAGACUCAGUCCAAGCCAGCGAUUGAUCCCAGGAACGCCCAAGGACACCAUGAGUGUGCUGAAAUGAAGCCAUUCGUCUAAGACUGGAAUUUAGUAGGAAGCACCUGGAGCCCAUGAAAUCCUGGAAAAGGAAGCUAACUCAGACUCUGCAGACAUUCCUGUGGACAUCAGCGUCUCAUUAACACUUGACUCUUGAAACCAAGGCCUUUCCUUCCUGAGUGCCCUUGAUUUGUCUGUCCUCCAGCCCCUUACAACCCCAUAAACCAUGCCCCAGACCCUUUGCCGAAGCUGAACAAGGAGAAACCUGGCCCACUCACCACCCAGGCCCUUAGGUAGCCUCCAUGAAGAUCUAUGCACAUGUCUGGGGAGUAGGAAUAUGUAACAUGCCUUGGAAGAGGAAGGGUGCGAGGGGAUCCUGGUCUGACAAGGUCUAGAAUGCUGGGGCAAGACUGCUCCUUGAUGUGAGCCAAUUUCAGGCACAGCCCUCUAGGAGGCAAGUGUUGAAAUGGAAGCCGCCCUGACAUCAAGAUCUUAGGAGCAACCAAGCUAGUGUUGGUUUGGUACCAUUAACCCACUCACUUUAGAACCCGCAAUUAGGCUUGUAUCUCUAAGAUACACCCCCUUUCCUUGUGAUUCUUUCCCAAUGUGCAAUCAAUUUUGGCUUUGCCUGUAGCCAAUCUGAAUGGAGGACACAUCACCCGUGUCCCUAUACUAUGGUGGGUAAGUCCAGGACUUUUCAGGGCUCCAAUUGGUUUCUAAUGUUCUACAAAACCUGUUUUAAGGUCAAAGAUUUCCUUUACUGAAGGUGGGGGGAAGCAGUGGGGGGAGCAGAGAUGAUCUAGCCCUUCCCUCCCACAUUGCUGAAAAGCCAAGGGCCCAUUUUUAAACAAAGCCACAAACCCACACAAAAUCAUGGUUAUUUUAUUGAAGUGUUUCACCAUUUGGAGAUGUUAAGGCUAAAAUAGGACCAGGAGCGCCUGGGAGCGCCUGGGUGGCUGAGUCGGUUCCAGCUCAGGUCCUAAUCCUCACGUUGCCUCGCAUUGGGCUGAGCUGCCAGAGCAGACCACGCUUGGGACUCUCUGCCCCUCUGCUCGUUCUCAAAGAACCUGAACUAGGACUCCAUGUAGAAUAAAGGCGGUUAAGGCAUUCAGAGGGAAAACCGGUCCUUGGCUUCUUACUACCCGUGGGCUAAAGGUUGUACACAACACUCCAUUAGAACAAAUGGCUGUGGGGGGAGCCAGCCUGCAGGAGGGAUGGGGGGGCUGGAAGCCUCAGCUCGGGUCCAGGACAGCAGGCUGGGAAGUUAAGCCUUCCAAGCUCUAGGACGUUGAGGAUUUCCUCAGACAAGGACACACAAAAAUGGGAGCACUUUCCAGACAGAGAACGGGAAGUGCCCCCAUUUUGUGUAUCCCAGUCUGAGCACUGCGAAGGAUUGGUCUCCUAGCUGGAGGUACCACCGGGACAUCUAGGUACAGAAAAAGUCUCAGGUUAUGAACGCAUUAGGGGCGCACUGAAUGGCCAGGUCAUGGGUGUUGACCUCGCAAAACCAAAGGUAGGUCUCCAGCCCAUUCCCUGUGCCCCCAAACCCCACUUGCCUUGGAGAGCUCAGCAGCUGAUACAUAAGCUGUGACAGUCUGACGAGAGCAAGAUGGACUCCGCUGAUGGUGCCCACCAAUGACACCCAAAUACAGUAGCACUUUUCACUGAUUUGUCUGAAGAGUGCUUCCACAUUUGAGUACCACGGGAGAGCAGAGCAUUGCCCAGAGGGAGCCCGGACUGGGCUCAGAAGAACCCGACGGGUCUUAAGGACCCAUCCCACGGUUCUGUGUAGAUCUUCCCAAUCGGUGACACUCAAAAAAUGGCGGCACUUUCCUACUUAGAACAGAAAGUGCCCCCACAGUUUGAGUACCACAGACUGUGCUUAAGGAAUGCCAACCAUCCCACCAGGCAAAAAUCGCUUGCAGGAUUGGAUUAAACCCACCUUGACCCUAGGUCUGGGAAGCGGUACACUAAAGAUUUAUUAGAAGUCAAAGUUCGCGCAAACCGCCAGAUUAGCACAGAAAUAGCUCAGCUAAGGAGAACACUGUGCCCAUGUAUGUAUCCGUCACCCCAGGCCCAAAGAACUUAACUACGGUGCUGGGUAACUUAGGAACUAACUUGGGGGUGGCUGUAGUUAGGCCUUCACGUGGAUUGGAACAGCCUUACUACCCUGAAGGCCACUCCUACCCUAAACACCCUUGAAAAAUGAACCCCAGUCACACCCACGGGGCACCUGUAGGCAAGAACCCCAGAAAGAUGGCCAACACACCUCAUGGGGAGAAUCCUUGAGAAAGCUUGGGAGCUGGGGAAACAGGGACCAAGGGGCAGGGGAAAAGCCGUCAGUGCACGAUCAGAAUGCAGGAAGUAAGGGAAACAUCUCCAAGAUGGGAGAUGGGGGAAGGUAGGAAAAAGGAGACAGCUGAUACUCACAAAGAAGAAAGCAGGAAGGCCGCGACCCGUCUCAGGCAGGAAGGUCUGGGCUGCUGGGCUCUUAUAUAAACCGAAAGCUCACUCCCUUCUCUCCUUCUCCGCCCAGACCCACCCUAGCCCCUCUGAUUGGAGCUGGUCUGGGUCAGACACACCCUCACCUGUUUUCUUAAACUACUUUUUUGUUUGGUCCGUCACCAGGACUAGGGAAAUGCCAAAUCCUCAAAGGAAAGUAAUUUCACCUCCUGGGAAUUCCUGGGAAUCAGUCAUUCCUUCAGCAAAUAUUUAAGCAUAAUAUGUAUUAUGUUUAUUGAACUUCUGGGAUGUACCUGGCAUUUUGCUAGGUCCAAGGGUAAAAGGGAUACGUAAAGAAGACCCUGGGUUUUUAAUCGCCUAGAACAGUGGUUUCCAAUCAGGGGUGUUUUUUUUUUUUUUUUUCCUCCCCAGGGGAUAAUUGGUGAGGUCUGGAGACAUUUCUGGGGUCGGGAGGGGUUGGGCAGGGUGUUCUCAGCAUUUAGUGCUUGGGGGCCAGGUGAGUCUCCUCUCCAGGAAGAAUGGUCCCUGGCCCAAAACCUAACACCUAUAGCAAUAGAGUGAUCAAUCGGCAGGAAAAAAAAAAAAAGCCUUCCUCCCCAAAAUGAGCAAACAAUUACUGUUCCUAUUACGUCAUCUCAAUAUUGCUUCACAUUCCUAAAAACGUGGAUGUUGGGAGCUUCCAUGUUUUUUAAAUUCAAUACAAAGUUUUUAAAAAGUAUUUUAAGGACGCCUGGCGGGCUCAGUCGGUGGAGCCUUGAUCUCGGGGUUGUGAGUUCGAGCCCCACGUUCGGUAUGAAGAUUGCUUACAAAUAAAAAAAUUUUUUAAUUAAAAAAAAAAAGCUCUGUUUUAACCACAAAUGUUAGAGCACGACUUCUCAACAUGUUCUGAUACCUUUUAAAAGUGUGCACCGUUUUGACUUAAUUCAUGCAUCUGCCUGAGCUCUGAGGCCUUCUUGGAAUUCUCCCCUUGGCAAAUCUUGGAGGUGUGCCUGAGGCCCCUGAGGUUUGCAAAGAGAGAUUGGGGGCAUUAAAAUACAUAAAUAGUGGAAAAAUCGAUAAAAUGUGCUUUAAUGGCUGAAGGGCAAUACAGAGUAUGCGUUUAUCAUAAUUUCAUUUGUGAACCCCCUACUGUUAGACAUUUUCAAUUUUUCAAAUUUUGGGAUUUUUUUUUUGUUUGUUUAAGUAGCCUCCAUGCCCAAUGCGGGGCUUGAACUCACAACCCCCAGAUCAAAAGUCGCACACUCUACCGACUGAGCCAGCCAGGCGCCCCCAAAACUUAGGAUAAUUUCUUAAAUGACCCUAGACAUUCAUGACAGCAGCUCUAACAAGAGCCCAGCCAUUUCUAAAAUCUGCGAAUCGCUGUUAACCCCUCAAGAGCUGUGGGCACUUAACAGGCAAGGCCAAUAAAGGUGCAGCGACGGGCACAGGAACACAGGGUCAGAAAGAAGGAAAAGUGCCACGGAGCCCGAGUUUAGAAGUCCGGGCUCCAAAGUCUUGCUUUGGUCCUUGUCAGCUUGCUGGAGGGCAGUGCAUGGGACCAGGCACGUGCUCCAGAUCAGAUCUAAACCGGGAUCCCCUCCUCUGCCGCCACACCUGGGCGCCUGGACCUUCAGGUGUCUCCCCAAAUUCACCCGGCUCCUCCCCAUUGCCUCACCUUGUCUUGGCAAUUUUCUGGGCUUUCUCCUCCCGCCCUGGACCCCCCCCGCCCCAUGCAGCACAUUUAUCCUUGACCCCAUACUAAAACCCUCUUCUCUAGGGGGCUCCCCCAGUGCUAUGUGAUAGCACCCUACAUCCCUUUACUGACUUCACGCUCCAAGUGCCUACAUUUCUGAUGAUGUCUCGAAUAACAUGCUUACCCCUUCUCAGGUAUUUGUCACAGUUUUUUAUUUGCCUCUGGUGCUUAGGUCCUGGGGAACAGCGGCUAUUCUGUCUUAUUCACCUGUGCCCCCCGCCCUCCCAGCCCCACCUCCACAAUCCCAAAAUCAGUCCUGGAUUUGUCACAAAGAUGCAGUGAGCACUCCCCCUCCCCCCACCCAGGGUGAUAAACGUUGUUAAUGCAACUGAAUUUAAGGAACAUUAAACAAAGACUACAUUGCAAAGAUGAUUUUCAGUCAACUGAUGGUAAAAGGCCCAUUUUUGAUAUUUUUCCCAGUGAUUUGGUGACACUUGUGGUGAGACAGUGCUGGACAAGGAGCUCCUAAUACCUCCCUCCGAUUUGCAAAUUCCAUGCUGGGUCUAACCUUGGCUGUUUUCACCACUUAACAUGCCUGCUUAAAGUCUUAUCAAGUUUACAUCAUUGUUAGCUAUUUUCUCCCCCAAUGUAUUGCUUUCUUUUUUUUCCCUCCAGCUUUAUUGACUUAAAGUCUCAAAUUAAUAUUUUAAAGGGUGUUUUUUUCAUGUGUGUGUGG